This is a messenger RNA of Ipomoea triloba (trilobed morning glory), 513 nucleotides long. RefSeq names its product zinc finger protein STAMENLESS 1-like. The transcript has a single exon. The coding region runs from base 1 to 513 and encodes 170 amino acids. NCBI's taxonomy places the organism in Eukaryota, Viridiplantae, Streptophyta, Magnoliopsida, Solanales, Convolvulaceae. Gene Ontology annotation, biological process: negative regulation of abscisic acid-activated signaling pathway. The record is from RefSeq and is a predicted model, not a curated record.
AUGGCGGCGGCGGUGCCGGAGUUUUGCUGCAAAUACUGCGACAGAAAGUUCAACAAUAAGCGUGCUUUGGGAGGGCACCAGAACGCGCACAUGAGGGAGAGAGCUAUGGAUCGGACUGUUAAGAAGAGUAGACGCCUCGCUUUCAUGUAUCCAUUUUUUCUUCUCGCCGGCGCCGGCGCCGGCCAGGUGAAUUACCGGUACCAGGCAGCUUCAAUGCCGCCGUAUUUCCUGCCUGGCCUAGCCAUUCCCUCGCCGGAGAUUCCAGCCAGGCCACCGCGCUAUGCUUAUCCAUUUCCACCUGCUGUGCCACUGCCCUGGCCGCCGGUGGAAAAUCAUCCCCCUCAUGCUCAGGUUUUGCCGCCGGCGAUGACUAUCCCCGGCGCCAACACCUUUCCGGUGAGAAGUGUUCCCGCCAAGUUUCCUGUCACCCCAAUGCUUGGCUCCAUUUCUAUCAACUCCAUUCCAAGGAAUACUCCAGAAAUGAUGGAGGGUGGAGAUCAGAACUGGAUAUGA